AUUUUAGAAAGUCGGCCAAUUGAGCUGGUCCACGAUUCAAUUGACUUACGAGUAGUAGAUGAUUGACCUCCUCUUUCCUCUCCCAUUUGGACGACGCUUACAAGUAUUCUAUGUUUUUUCUUCUGUCUUCCCCCUGAAAUCCGGCAAUGGACACUUCCUUAGAUUCCAUAGCUCCUUAUUAGUCUUUAGUAGCAAGAGAACAAGAAGAAAGAUCUGCAGUUAAAUCACUGAAAAUGUCCUUCUUCUUUGGUCUGAUCAUUGGGAUUUCCGUGGGUAUUGGUCUCAUUGCAGCAUUUGUUCAUUAUGAGAAAUCCCGAUCCAAGCAUCGCUCUCAUUUGGCUGCGAUUGUGGCGUCUUUUGCAAGAUUGACAGUAAAUGAUGCAAAGAAGAUUCUUCCCGACGACUUUUAUCCUUCAUGGGUUGUCUUCUCACACAGGCAGAAGUUAAAUUGGCUUAACCUUCACCUUACAAAGAUUUGGCCGUAUGUUAAUGAGGCAGCGUCGGAGCUCAUAAGAAAUAAUGUUGAGCCGGUUCUCGAACAAUAUAGACCUGUCAUCUUGUCCUCUCUAAAAUUUUCCAGGUUUACUCUUGGUACUGUUGCUCCUCAGCUUACAGGAGUUUCUAUCAUUGAAGAUGGAACAGAAAGCAUCACUAUGGAUUUGGAGUUGCAGUGGGAUGGAAACCCGAGCAUCAUACUUGAUAUUAAGACUAAACUUGGUAUUGCUCUGCCUGUGCAGGUCAAAGAUAUUGGUUUCACUGGGAUUUUUAGGUUGAUGUUUAAGCCUCUAGUUGAGGAAUUUCCCUGUUUUGGAGCUGUUUCUUAUUCUUUAAGAGAAAAGCAAAAGCUGGAUUUUACACUUAAAGUUGUUGGAGGUGAUAUAUCAUCAAUUCCUGGAGUUUCUGAUGCAAUUGAGGAAACAAUUCGCGACGCCAUCGAAGAUUCUUUAACAUGGCCAGUUAGAAAAGUUGUUCCAAUUAUACCCGGGGAUUACAGUGAGCUUGAGUUGCAACCAGUUGGAACUUUAGGAGUGAAACUUAUACAAGCCAAGGAACUCACAAAUAAGGAUGUCAUUGGAAAAUCUGAUCCAUUUGCUGUGUUAUACAUACGUCCAUUACGUAACAGAAUGAAAACAAGCAAAACAAUUAAAAACCAGUUGAAUCCUGUAUGGAAUGAACAUUAUGAGUUUAUAGUUGAAGAUGAAACUACUCAGAACUUAGUAUUAAAGGUUUUUGAUGAUGACGGAAUUCGGGCAGCUGAGCUUAUAGGAUGCGUUUGCUUGAAGCUGAAGGACCUUGAGCCAGGUAAAGUGAAGGAUAUAUGGUUGAACUUGGUGAAGGAUUUGGAUGUCCAGAGAGAUAAGAAGAAUCGGGGUCAGGUGCACCUAGAGCUUCUGUACUGUCCGUUUGGCACAGGAAAAGAGUCUGUUAACCCUUUUGCCUCCAAGUAUUCCAUGACUUCCUUGGAGAGGGCUCUCAGUAGUAGAGUAGAUGGGAUGAUAGAUCUUGAUCCUGGGAAAACUGGAAUAAAGAGAAGGGAAGUUAUUCUUAGAGGAGUGUUAUCUGUGACAGUGAUAUCUGCUGUUGAUUUGCCGAUUGCUGAUUUAAUGGGAUUGGCUGACCCCUACGUCGUGCUACAAAUGAAAAAAUGUCAAACGAGAAGCAAAACACGGGUUAUAAAUAAUUGCCUAAAUCCAGUUUGGAAUCAGACUUUCGACUUUGUUGUGGAGGAUGGUUUGCAUGAUAUGUUACAGAUGGACAUUUAUGAUCAUGAUUUAUUUGGGAAGGAUUAUAUGGGGAGAUGCAUCUUGACUCUCACCAGAGUCAUAUUAGAAGGGCAGUACAAGGAUUCUUUUCAUGUAGAAGGAACAAAAUGUGGAAAGCUGAAUUUGCAUCUUAAGUGGACUGCACAACCUGUAUAUCGAAAUGCAUGAUUCCAAAGCGCCUUUGUGUCUCUAUACCAAUAUCAAAAGCAGGCGCGGCUCUGAAGCCUAGUAACCUUGGUUUCAGC
This is a messenger RNA of Papaver somniferum (opium poppy), 2008 nucleotides long. RefSeq names its product synaptotagmin-5-like. Lineage: Eukaryota; Viridiplantae; Streptophyta; Magnoliopsida; Ranunculales; Papaveraceae. Gene Ontology annotation, cellular component: endoplasmic reticulum. The transcript is spliced from 13 exons. The coding region runs from base 234 to 1931 and encodes 565 amino acids. The record is from RefSeq and is a predicted model, not a curated record. Gene Ontology annotation, molecular function: lipid binding.